AUGGCUUCACCUUACUCCACAAUGAGCACCCCGUCGUCAACCAGCUCGACAGCAAACCUGGCGCCUGCUCCGCCAACUCUUGCGAUCAAACCUGUCUCUCUGGCAUCCAAUGCAAUGGGAAGUCCUAUGAACAGCUGUGAUAGCCCUGUGCCGUUGGGACCUAGAAGAGAAUGGGUCAUACCCCCACGACCAAAGCCGGGAAGGAAGCCCGCGACAGAUACCCCACCAACGAAGCGGAAGGCGCAGAACCGAGCUGCACAACGAGCUUUUAGAGAGAGGAGGGCGGCAAGAGUCGGUGAACUCGAGGAACAACUGAAGGAGACGGAGGAAGAAAGGCUCAAGCGAGACGCACAAACGAAGGCCGAGCUGGACGACGCUAGAAGUCAUGUUUCGAAGCUAGAAGCAGACAUGCAAAGGGUGCUCAAUGAAGUUAUUGAGUGGAAGCAGAAAUACCACAGAGCAGAAGAUCUGCUAGAAGCGGAGCGGGCAGAAAAGGCAGCUCUAAAUAACGAGUUAAUUUAUUUACGGAAGGGAGCACGAGCAAUUGGAACAGAUGCCGUUGUUCUACCCCCGAGACGAAACAGGUCUCAUCUCAAACCAGAGUCAGCUCAACUUCAAAACCCAGCUCCAGCAGCGAAUGCAGAUCCUAUUGGAUGUGGUAACUGCACAUCUACCAGUGGAUGUGCCUGUGUUGAGAAGGUCAUGGUAAUGGCUACGUCAACAUGUGGACGAUGUUCUAUUGAUAGUCAUUGCGAAUGUUUGGAGGAAACAUUGAAAGGCCCCAAUAGCGCCGACAGUGCGAUGGAGGUUGAGGUGAAGCGAUCGCGCGACUCGUCGCCUUACACAAACAGCAAACGGACACGACUAUCUAUUGAAGAUAACACUCCACAAGAGAUUGAUUUCACCGCCAUGUUCUCUAGCAAACCCAUCUACGCUCCAGAGCCACCACCUCGAGACUAUGGAACAGCCAGCACAGCAUCCCGCCCACCACCGGGAGAGUCAUGUGGCUUCUGUGACGAUAGCACAUACUGUGCAUGUGCCGAAGCUGCCGAAGUCGCGGCCCGCGAGCUAGGGCACGAGAACCGCCUUCCACCCCUAAUGAGCGAAGUUACCCCGCCACCUUCAGACAGCGAUAUCAACGCUAUGGAGUCUUACAAGCUACCCUCGCUCUAUCCAAACCAUAUCCAAUCAUCUUUGGAACCACCGCCUAAAUCUUCAAGCAAUCCUUCUAAUUCAUGUGCAAACGGACCUGGUACUUGUCAACAGUGCCAAGAUGACCCAAAAUCCGGGCUCUUCUGCCGCUCUCUGGCCGCAAUUCGUGCCACCAACCCAUCGUUCUCUGGCUGCUGUGGCCAAGGCGGUCCUGGUGGAUGUUGUAAAGACACACCAUCUCAACCACCACCAUGGCCAGAACCUCGCAAGGCUAGACCGGUGCUUCCCGGCCCAGCUCUCUCUUGUGCAGAGACCUAUAAGACACUCGCUAGCCACCGCAACUUCGAGGCUGCGAGCGAUGAGAUUAGUAAAUGGCUGCCAAAAUUAGCAACUGCCCCGCCGCGGUAUCCCGGACGCGAGGCGACAGAUAUCGAUGCAGCGAGUGUAAUGAGUGUUAUCAAGUAUUUCGACGUAAGGUUUGGACGAGAAUAG
Molecule: messenger RNA, 1644 nt
Organism: Pseudogymnoascus destructans
Lineage: Eukaryota; Fungi; Ascomycota; Leotiomycetes; Thelebolales; Thelebolaceae
Exons: 1
Coding region: 1-1644 (547 amino acids)
Cellular component (GO): RNA polymerase II transcription regulator complex; nucleus
Molecular function (GO): transcription cis-regulatory region binding; DNA-binding transcription activator activity, RNA polymerase II-specific
Source: RefSeq, a predicted model, not a curated record